UUUUCUAGACGUUUUGCGUGGUAUCCAAAAGAUUUCGGAAGAAUUAUAUACACCGCUUCACAGCCACAAAGUCUUUCUUUAUGUUUUCUCCUUGGAACUCAUUUCGGCAACUGUGCAUAUACAUUUCUACUAAUCAAAUAUUCGACUAUGUGGUUAUGACCACUAUAUUGCUCAAUUGUGUCUUCCUAGCCAAAACAGAUUCAGUUGAAGAAGCUGAAUACAUUUUCUUGGCCAUCUAUACAGCCGAAAUGGUUAUCAAAACCAUAUCGAAGGGAUUUAUACUAAAUAAGUAUACAUACUUACGAAAUCCAUGGAACUGGCUGGAUUUCAUCGUCAUCACGUCGGGUUAUGCAACCAUCGGCAUGGACGUCGGAAAUCUAGCCGGGCUGCGUACGUUUCGCGUACUCAGAGCUCUGAAAACCGUAUCCAUAAUGCCAGGUCUCAAGACGAUCAUCAACGCCCUGUUGCACUCCUUUCGUCAAUUAGCUGAAGUCAUGACACUGACCAUAUUUUGUCUAAUGGUAUUUGCUUUAUUUGCGCUUCAAGUGUACAUGGGUGAAUUGCGGAAUAAAUGCGUCAUGAUUAACGAAGACAACGUGAAUUGGCUAAAAUGGAUAAAUAAAGAGCAAAACUGGCUGUCGGACAACGAAGGCAACCCAAUGCUAUGCGGCAACGUGACUGGGGCGAGACAUUGCCCAGUUGGUUACGUGUGCCUUGGUGUUGGCCCUAACCCCAAUCACGGUUACACGAAUUUCGACAAUUUCCUGUGGUCUAUGUUGACUACGUUCCAGCUAAUUACACUGGACUAUUGGGAAAACGUCUACAACAUUGUGUUAGCGACGUGUGGCCCGAUGAGCGUCAUAUUUUUCACAGUGGUGGUGUUCUUCGGUUCGUUCUACCUGAUCAAUCUGAUGUUGGCCGUCGUCGCCCUAAGCUACGAAGAAGAAGCGGAAAUCACGCAAGAGGAGAGGCGAAAAGACUUGACGGACUACCGGGACGAAUCGACGUUCAGUUUCGACCCUAGCCGCAUCCCGGUCAAACAGCUGCAGGACAGACAGAACCGGGACAAGAAGAAAGUGGAUGGCCGGAAAGGCAUGCUACUUUCUUCGGUGACACGCAAACGGAAGAAGUCGCGAAGACGUCGAACGCCGUCUCAACAACGGUCACAACCGGAACUGCAACUGGAACUGCAACAGCGAAACGCCACGGACGAUCGAGACACCUUGGACGGAGGAAUGGAGGUGGACCCAGAUGUGGAAAUAGUGGCGUCGUCUGCGACGGUGUUGGCGUCGGAAACUGAAGCGUCGGCGGUGGCAGUGGCAUUGGACCACGGUGAAGACGGUGACGAUGGUGAUGACGGUGACGACUCGGGUAGCCGUUCGUCAACGCCCCAACGAAAACUUUCGAGAUCUCCCGACCCUCCAGCACAACCGGUCACCCCACCACCUCAACCAGAACCACCGCCUGCCACUUCUGCGGUAGCCAAACCCAACGUGGCUGCCGACAGUCUGCGGCCGUGCGCUCUGGUAGCUCCUCAAGGACGAGAACGAUGGUUACUGGGUAGUAGACAAGGCAGUGCAAACACCAGUGAAGGAAAUAACAGGGAUUCAUCACUGGACGACUCAGGUGUAGUAGAUGAUCAUGAUGAUGGGGAAGCGACGUCGCAAUCACAAUCCCAUCACACUUCACCACAACCACAGCAAUGCGGAUACCAUCAGUUACCUCAGAAUCCCACCAACGAUAAUGGUUUAGCUGUAUCAAAAAGCAUUAAAGUGAUCAAAUGCAAUGGGCUGAAAACAAAACCAUUUGGCCGCAACGGCGAGGCCGAGUACGUGUCUCAGGUGGUGGUUAUUGAUGGUUUAGUUGAUCGAAAUUGUUCGAAUUGCAACAGAAAUUGCGUUGACUACCAGACAUGGUUGAGAGUCCAAAACUGCCUGCAUAAAGUGGUUAGAGAUCCAUUAUUCGAGUUGUUUAUUAUGGCAUGUAUCAUAUGCAAUACAAUAGUGUUGGCUAUUGAACAUCACGGGAUGUCACAAAAUGUACGUAACAUUUUGGAUGUUGGAAACAAGGUCUUCACAACUAUUUUUACUGUAGAAUGUCUAUUCAAGUUAAUUGCUUUAAGUAAUGAAUUUUUCAAUUGUGGUUGGAACAUAUUUGACAUGAUCAUCGUGACAGCUAGCUUGUUAGAUUUAUCAUUUGAAAUGAUCGAUGGUUUAUCAGUUCUUCGCUGUUUGAGACUGCUUCGAGUUUUAAAACUGGCUCAAUCUUGGACUACCAUGAAAGUACUGUUGAGCAUCAUCAUAUCGACCAUCGGAGCUCUCGGUAACCUUACAUUUGUCCUCAUUAUCAUUAUAUAUAUAUUUGCCGUCAUCGGCAUGCAGCUAUUCUCAAAAGAAUAUAUGCCAGAAAAAUUUGAUCCAGAUCCUGUACCGAGAUGGAAUUUUUCAGAUUUUUUUCACUCGUUCAUGAUGAUUUUUCGAAUUCUUUGUGGAGAAUGGAUUGAACCAUUGUGGGAUUGUAUGAAAGCUGAAGAGAAAGAGGGUUUUGGUAUAUGCUUUGCAAUAUUUUUGCCCGCACUGGUGAUGGGUAACUUCAUGGUUCUUAACUUGUUUUUGGCGUUGUUACUCAACAGUUUCAAUUCUGAAGAGUUAAAAUCAAAAAAAGAGCAAGGUCAGCAAGAAGUAGACGAAGAAAUGGCUCAUUACAGAGAAAGAUGGGCCCAUCAUGUUAGAGUAAUCAGUAACGUUUGCCAAAAGUGUAGAGCUCAAAAUUCGUCAAGAAGGUCCUCAAUUUCUUUGUCAAAUAUCCCAAAAGAUACAAUUGUAUCUCUCGUAGAUUAUGAGGAAGUUGGUGAUGGCUCUAAACUGGAAAGAAGUUUUCAACGGAUCCGUUCAAUUAUCAGGAAGCGUAAGCGUCGACAAUCGCGAACUGAGACAACUAGUUGUGAUACGUCUGUAAAUUUUAAACUAGAAAACACUGUUAAGCAGUUAAUGCGAAUCAAAAAUGAAAAAAGUAAAUUGAAAACAGAAAUGGUUAAUAUAUCGGAUGAUGAAAUACUCGAGCAACAGCAGAGCUGUGAAUAUGACAUAGAAAUUACCAACAAUCGUGUGGAAUCUGAUCAGAACGAUGGGACGUCAUUAGUACUAAAUGCCGGAUACUUAGACCAACAAGAAAAAACUGAUCGCCGAAUUCAGAGAGCCAUUACCGAAGAUUCUACUGAUACAGGAUAUAACCAAGGUCCACUCACAACUCAACAAACGACUGUAUUUGGUUGCCAGGAAUCAACAUCUAAUGAUUUAUUAUACCAUCAAAUCAUGCAGGACGCAAUGUGUUAUGCGCCUACAUUAACGAGGGACUUAGAAUUACCAAUGUUAGAUGAAACAUUUGAGCUAUCUGAACAUUACCACACUAGUCCACCACCCGCAGGUAUACAUCGAAGAUCAUACAUAUUGGCCACCAGGCAAGACAGCAGUAAAGAUGAAAUUGACGAUCAAGACGAAACGUGUUUCUUGAAACAAAAAAAAAAGGAUAUAGUAAUUGAUGAAAAGUCUAAAAAGAAACCUUGGAUAACACUUGUGUCUUAUGUGGACGAAUUAACAGUGGGAGGAAGAAGAGACUCCCAAGGAAAUUUCGUUGAUGCAGCUCCCAGUUUUCCAGGGUUUGGCAGAAAUAAACAAUCAAAGGCGCCACUAGAAUGUUUUCCUUUUAGUUGCUACCAAAGGAUUGGAAUAAAAAAAGAGUGGGUUGAUAAUUGUUUUGGCGACCGAUGGAUGACUUUUCGGCAGAAAACUCUCGUGGUAGUAGAUACUCCGAUAUUUGAAUGGUUUAUACUAGUGUUGAUUUUUGCAUCAAGUGUUACUUUAUGCUUCGAAGAUAUUUACCUAGACGAAAACAAAACGCUUAAAACUGCUUUAUAUUGGACUAAUUUUACGUUUUGCGUUAUUUUCACAAUUGAACUUAUGCUAAAAUGGAUAGCAUUGGGGGUGUAUAAAUACUUUAAAAGUUUUUGGACAGCUUUAGACUUCAUUAUUGCAAUGAUGUCAAUUUUUAGUUUACUAAUUGAUGAAAAUGAGAAUUUAAAAGUUCUGCGGUCGUUAAGAACUCUCCGAGCCUUGCGACCACUCCGGGCUAUAUCAAGAUGGCAAGGGAUGCGAAUAGUUGUGAAUGCUCUGAUGUAUGCAAUUCCAUCAAUUUUUAACGUUCUGCUGGUUUGUCUUGUGUUUUGGUUGAUAUUCUCAAUCAUGGGUGUGCAGUUUUUUGGUGGAAAAUUUUUUAAGUGUGUUGACGACAACGGAGACCGUUUAUCCGUAAACAUUGUCAAUAAUCGAAGUGACUGCAUGCUCCAUAACUAUACUUGGUUAAACUCAAAAAUAUCAUUUGAUAACGUGGGCAUAGCUUAUUUGGCUUUAUUUCAAGUUGCAACAUUCGAAGGUUGGAUGGAAGUAAUGGCAGAUGCUGUUGACGCUCGUGGUGUAGACUUACAACCUGAAUACGAGGCAAACUUAUAUGCUUACAUAUAUUUUGUGAUAUUUAUUGUAUGUGGAGCAUUUUUCACUCUAAACCUUUUCAUCGGUGUUAUAAUUGAUAACUUUAACAUGCUUAAAAAAAAGUACGAAGGCGGAGUAUUAGAAAUGUUCUUGACUGAAAGUCAAAAGCAUUAUUACACAGCCAUGAAAAAACUAGGCCGGAAAAAGCCACAAAAAGUAAUUAAGCGACCAGUCAAUCAAUUUAUGGCAAUAUUUUACGACUUAUCAAAUUCACGAAGGUUUGAGAUAGCAAUUUUCGUAUUGAUUUUUUUAAACAUGCUGACAAUGGGUAUUGAACAUUACAAUCAGCCUGAUCCGGUGUUUUUCAUAUUAGAAGUCUGUAACGCAUUUUUUACUACCGUUUUUGGAUUAGAGGCUUUAGUGAAAAUUAUUGGUCUUCGAUUUCAUUAUUUUACUGUUCCUUGGAAUGUUUUUGAUUUUUUGCUCGUCUUAGCAUCCGUUCUUGGUAUACUUAUGGAAGAUAUUAUGAUCGAUUUUCCAGUGUCACCAACACUUUUAAGAGUAGUUCGCGUGUUCAGGAUUGGUAGAAUAUUACGAUUGAUUAAGGCCGCCAAAGGUAUACGGAAACUGUUAUUUGCCUUAAUAGUUUCUUUACCGGCACUUUUCAAUAUUGGCGCACUACUUGGUCUGAUUACUUUCAUAUACGCCAUAAUCGGUAUGUCUGUUUUCGGGCAUGUCAAAAAACAAAAAGCAAUUAAUGACAUGGUAAACUUUGAGACUUUUGGUAGAAGUAUGCAACUGCUGUUCCGGCUGAUGACAUCGGCCGGUUGGAAUGACGUACUUGAAUCACUAAUGGUACAACCACCGGAUUGUGAACUUGAAUCUCCAGGACUUCCGAACGGCAAUUGCGGACAUCCUAUUCUCGCGAUUACAUACUUUACGAGUUUCAUCAUAAUAAGCUACAUGAUCGUAAUAAAUAUGUACAUAGCUAUUAUAUUAGAAAACUUUAACCAAGCUCACCAGGAAGAAGAAAUCGGCAUUGUAGAGGACGAUCUCGAAAUGUUUUACAUCCGAUGGUCUAAAUACGACCCACAUGCAACGCAGUUCAUAGCGUUCAAUCAAAUAUCAGAUUUCAUUGCAAGUUUGGACCCGCCAUUGGGCAUACCUAAGCCAAAUAUCGUGGCCUUGGUCAGUUUCAAUUUGCCAAUUGCGAGAGGCAACAAGAUACAUUGCUUGGAUAUACUCCAUGCACUCGUCAAACACGUGCUUGGUCAUGUCGACGAAACAGACGAAUUCAAAAAACUACGAGAUCAAAUGGAUGUGAAGUUUAAAAAACAAUUUCCAACACGUAAGGAACUAGAAAUCGUGUCAUCCACGCGUCUGUGGAAACGCCAAGAUAAAGCCGCAAGACUAAUACAAAGAAGUUACCGAAACUUCCGAAGGCGGAAAAAAGACUUAACGGACUUAUGUUCGGAUACUCAGUCUUCAAGUCCCGGAGGUUGGCAGUCACGUCUUUCGUCGUUCCUACAUGUUAAAGGCAUGUCAAUCAGUGGUAUCGGAGGAGGUAUCGGUAGUAAUUCUAGAGCUUCGUCCAGAAAAUCGUCGAGAGCCUCCGACACAUCUGACAUAUCUGAACUAGGAGCGUCGCUCUGGCUUAACCUACCAUUGUUUUUAUUAUCUAACGCUCAGUUAGACGCGACAAGUAAAAGCGAAGAACAGUCACCCAAGAAAAAAUCACAGUAAGUCACUAGAGAUUAGU
Molecule: messenger RNA, 6246 nt
Organism: Myzus persicae (green peach aphid)
Lineage: Eukaryota; Metazoa; Arthropoda; Insecta; Hemiptera; Aphididae
Product: sodium channel protein 60E-like
Exons: 32
Coding region: 81-6230 (2049 amino acids)
Biological process (GO): neuronal action potential; membrane depolarization during action potential; sodium ion transmembrane transport
Cellular component (GO): voltage-gated sodium channel complex; plasma membrane
Molecular function (GO): voltage-gated sodium channel activity
Source: RefSeq, a predicted model, not a curated record